UUAACCAAACUCGUAGCUAGCUCAGCUUCGCGAGAUCAAGAAACACUACCACCGAGUCGCCAGUACUCGACGAACACUCGCGCCAUGGCCACCUCGACCGCCGCCGCCGUGCUGUCCCCGCCGUCCGUGGCGGGGCUCCGCCUGGCGCCAUCCCCGCGGCAGGCGCGCGCGUCCUUCCGGGCCACGCCGGCGAGGAGGUCCGUGGCGGCGCGGGCGGAGCUGAGCCCGUCGCUGGUGAUCAGCCUCAGCACGGGGGUGUCGCUCUUCCUGGGCCGCUUCGUCUUCUUCAACUUCCAGCGGGAGAACGUAGCGAAGCAGGUGCCCGAGCAGAACGGCAAGACGCACUUCGACGCCGGCGACGAGCGCGCCAAGGAGUACGCGGGGCUGCUCAAGUCCAACGACCCCGUCGGCUUCAACCUCGUCGACGUUCUCGCCUGGGGCUCGCUCGGCCACAUCGUCGCAUACUACAUCCUCGCCACCUCCAGCAAUGGCUACGACCCCAGCUUCUUCUGAUCGGAUGGGCCGGCCGACGGUUCUUGUUGUAAUCUACUCAGUCUGUUUGGUUAAUGUGAAAGAUUGGUUAAUGUGAACAAGUAGUGCAACUGCGUGUGUAUAUUGCCACAUGAAUUUGGUAUUCCUCCGUGUCUGCGUCUUCAUCUAUUUUCAGUCCGUGUCGUAUAAACCAGUUAUUGUAUUGUGCGAGUUCAUGACUUGCGAGUUGCGAGCAUCA
Molecule: messenger RNA, 730 nt
Organism: Phragmites australis (common reed)
Lineage: Eukaryota; Viridiplantae; Streptophyta; Magnoliopsida; Poales; Poaceae
Product: photosystem I reaction center subunit V, chloroplastic-like
Exons: 1
Coding region: 85-513 (142 amino acids)
Biological process (GO): photosynthesis
Cellular component (GO): photosystem I; chloroplast thylakoid membrane
Source: RefSeq, a predicted model, not a curated record